Bufo gargarizans (Asiatic toad) is the source of this 1777-nucleotide messenger RNA. It is a transcript of the gene MRAS, whose product is annotated as muscle RAS oncogene homolog. Bases 115 to 741 code for a protein of 208 amino acids. NCBI's taxonomy places the organism in Eukaryota, Metazoa, Chordata, Amphibia, Anura, Bufonidae. Gene Ontology annotation, biological process: signal transduction. The record is from RefSeq and is a predicted model, not a curated record. Gene Ontology annotation, molecular function: GTP binding; GDP binding; GTPase activity. Gene Ontology annotation, cellular component: plasma membrane. The transcript has 6 exons.
AAAGCUGAGAGCAUUGGAUUGCAGGAGCUCCCACAGAAGAGGGGUCCCUGCACCCGGGACAGGAUGAAGUGAGGGCCCCGGGGGCCACACAUCUGGAACUGUACUGAGGAGAAGAUGGCUACCAGCGCUGUCCUGAGCGAUAACCUGCCGACCUACAAGCUGGUGGUGGUGGGCGAUGGAGGCGUGGGGAAGAGCGCGCUCACCAUCCAGUUCUUCCAGAAGAUCUUUGUGCCGGAUUAUGACCCCACCAUAGAGGACUCCUACCUGAAGCACACGGAAAUAGACGGACAAUGGGCCAUUCUGGACGUGCUGGACACCGCCGGGCAGGAGGAGUUCAGCGCCAUGAGGGAGCAGUACAUGAGAACUGGCGAUGGUUUCCUCAUCGUUUACUCGGUCACGGAUAAGGCGAGCUUCGAACAUGUGGAUCGCUUUCAUCAACUCAUCCUCAGGGUCAAAGACAGAGACUCUUUCCCGAUAAUUUUAGUCGCGAACAAAGUGGAUCUGAUGCACUUAAGAAAAAUAUCAAGUGAACAAGGGAAAGAGAUGGCGGUAAAACACAACAUUCCUUAUAUUGAAACCAGUGCCAAGGAUCCUCCUCAGAACGUGGACAAAGCCUUCCAUGACCUCGUCAGGGUGAUCAGGCAGCAGGUUCCAGACAAGAAUCAGAAGCGGAAGAGGAACACCAAGUGGCGGGGCGACCGCGGGACGGGCACACACAGGCCGUUCUGCGUGGUCUUGUGACAUCUGGGCAUGGACACAACUGCCGAACACUGCCUGUCCUGUACCCGCAGCGACCCCGGCUUGGGGGCUGUCACAUCCAAUACUUGAUGCUGGGCCAGACCCACGCCGUCUGUGUAGACCGCCGCGCCCACUCCACGAGCUGAGAUGGUGGGCAAUGCUGCCAGUGCCCACUGACGAGAUGGCACCGACUGAACCUCCCCUCACCCUCCUGUUGGAGUGGGGACGUAUUUAUUCCUGUAUAACGUGGUCCUUUUUUUUUAUGGCGGUAAUGACAUUUUUUGGAGGGAUCAAUCCCUCAGGCAAGGAAGCCAUUUGGCCGCAGCGCCCGAAUCAGGCCUGAGGUCCGGGUGUUAACCACUGCAUUGCUGCUCCCCCUAAAGUGCCAGGACACACGAGACAAUGGAUUUAUGUUGCACUUUUUAAGUAUUUCUGACUCUUCGUCACCAGUGCCCAUCCCCCGGUACAGAGGACCAUAAGACUCCAGUAUCAUAUGGUAGCGCACCUCUGCCCCCUGGUGCUAUGUUACAAGGUCUUAGGUUCUGAACUCUUGAUUUCACCUCCAGGAUCCGGACACCGCAGGAUUCGAGGCGUUUUCUUUUUUGUAUUUUUUUUUUUUUUUUACCUUUGUUUUACGUCAUUUUUAAUGAAUCAGCCAUGAAGCACUUUCUUCUAGGACCCGCUGUGUCUCUGGUGCUCACCCAGUCUCCUGCAAGCCAUAGGCGCUGAAAGGGUUAACCAGCCGAAUCUGAAAUGAAUUUUGGGAGGGGAGAAUACAUUCCAGUUGGCGGGGAACCCCAGACAAUGUGUCAAACCCUGGAACGAGGCCAGAAGGAAUGAAAAGGGCCCUUCUCUUCCCCGAGUAUUUUCAUUUGUGUGAGGACUUGUCAAGCAGUGUUUUAGUGAGACACGAAAUCCGAUGGGAGUUACCGGGCGGUGGGAAAAACGGCCGCAAUGUAAUUCCACACAGUUGUGUUUUAUUAUUUUCCUUGUGAAUGUAUUAACUUAUUUCUAGGGGAAUAAAACAGUAGGAACGUCA